AAAAGAUAUUAAAUUAUGGGUGUUAGAGUGACAUAUAGAAGAAGAACAUCAUACAACACAAGAUCUAAUAAAAUUAGAAAGGUUAAGACACCAGGUAUAUUGAUAUGAGUAUCAUAUAGGCGGUAAUGUUGUUGUCCAAUAUCCAAAUAAAAAGACAAGUGCAUCAACCUGUGCUGACUCAAAUUUGAAUGUGGUUCUUAAUGGGCUUAAAAGAAUUAGACCAACUAAGCUUAAGCAACUUUCAAGAAGACAAAGAACAGUUUCAAGACCAUAUGGUGGUGUUUUAAGUGCUGGUGCUUUAAAAAACAGAAUAAUUAGAGCAUUUUUGGUUGAAGAAGUGAAAAUUGUCAAAUAAAUCAAAAAAUGAUACAUAUAUGUUGUAUGUUUUAGUACAUUAAAUACACAAUACAUG
Molecule: messenger RNA, 412 nt
Organism: Paramecium primaurelia
Lineage: Eukaryota; Ciliophora; Oligohymenophorea; Peniculida; Parameciidae
Source: the annotation of a GenBank genome assembly